This is a messenger RNA of Hippocampus zosterae (dwarf seahorse), 4720 nucleotides long. RefSeq names its product ATP-binding cassette, sub-family G (WHITE), member 4a (gene abcg4a). The coding region runs from base 666 to 2591 and encodes 641 amino acids. The record is from RefSeq and is a predicted model, not a curated record. Gene Ontology annotation, cellular component: plasma membrane. Lineage: Eukaryota; Metazoa; Chordata; Actinopteri; Syngnathiformes; Syngnathidae. Gene Ontology annotation, molecular function: ATP hydrolysis activity; ATP binding; ABC-type transporter activity. The transcript is spliced from 15 exons.
GCGUGCUGGAUGCAAUCAAACUGAGUAAUAUUAUUAUUUUUUUUUCAUCGACUUUUUUUUCUCCCCCCUUCUCCGCGCAGCAGCAACGCCCUGCAACCUCGCAGACCGGCGUGCGCACCCCGCGCAUCUCUCACAAGCUCACAGACCGACCCGUCGGACUGUCCGCACGUCGAGUUCCUGUUGCAGCACUUGAGUUGCAUUCUAGUAGCCGGCCCGGAGGCUACUCAACCAUCCUCCCGUCCUCAUCCUCCAUCUCAAACGUCGAGUGAGUAUUGGAGACGCGGGCUCGGAGCGGAUGGAUACGUCCGAAGAGAAAGCGGCGGUGAUCUGAUGGAGAGCCGCAGCCACAGUUUUUCCGCCGGACAUGAUUUUCAUCUCGGGAGUUGCCUGUGCGGAGCAUGCGGGAUGAUGAUGAUGAUGACACCAUGAGCGUCUGCCGCACCCCAGGAGGUCUUUUGACGAGAAGCGGCCGUCUUCUUUUUGCCCCCGCGAACCAACUGGAUUGUUUUUGCCCUGGACUCGCCAUCAACGCGCCGGCUGGGACUAUUUGCUGGGAUUGUGUUGUGGGGGCUUUUUUCUGAAGGGAUCUCCUGUGGACUGUUGCUAUCCCACCCGGGGAGGGAAAACAGGCGUCUCGCUUGCUCGUUUCGGCGCACAACAACAAAAUGGCCGAAAAGACGGACGGGGUCUCCGUCAGCAUCCCCAUGGAGGAGACCAAAGUUCACAGCGGGGCACCUCCGGAAGCGCCCCUGCUCACCCACCUGAAGAAAGUGGAAAAUCACAUCACCGAGGCCCAGCGAUUCACCCACCUCCCACGUCGCUCCGCCGUGGAUUUGGAGUUUAAUGAGUUGUCUUACACCAUCCGUGAGGGUCCCUGGUGGAGGAGGAGAGGUUACAAAGCUCUCCUCAAGUGUCUAUCCGGAAGAUUUAACAGCAGAGAGCUGAUUGGCAUCAUGGGACCCUCCGGAGCCGGGAAGUCCACCCUGAUGAAUAUUUUGGCGGGAUACAGGGAGACGGGCAUGAAGGGUCAAAUCCUGGUCAAUGGCCGCCCGAGGGACUUGAGGACCUUCCGGAAGAUGUCCUGCUACAUCAUGCAGGAUGAUAUGCUCCUGCCGCAUCUGACCACCAGGGAGGCCAUGAUGGUUUCGGUCAAUCUGAAACUCAACGAGAGCAUGCAGGUCAAAAAGGAACUGGUGCACGAGAUUCUGACAGCUUUGGGGCUUUUGGACUGCGCUCAAACCCGGACCAACUCUCUUUCGGGGGGUCAAUGCAAAAGACUGGCCAUCGCCCUGGAGCUCGUCAACAACCCUCCCGUCAUGUUCUUUGACGAGCCCACCAGCGGUCUGGACAGCGCCUCGUGCUUCCAGGUGGUCUCCCUCAUGAAGUCGCUGGCUCAGGGGGGACGAACGAUCAUCUGCACCAUUCAUCAGCCGAGUGCCAAGCUCUUUGAGAUGUUUGAUAAGUUGUACAUCCUCAGUCAAGGUCAGUGCAUCUACAAGGGCACGGUCCCUUACCUCAUCCCUUAUCUGAAGAACCUUGGCCUCCACUGCCCGACGUAUCACAAUCCUGCAGAUUUCAUCAUCGAGGUGGCGUCGGGAGAGUACGGCGACUUGAACCCGGUGCUCUUCGAGGCGGUCCAGGGUGGACUCUGCUCCGAGGAGGGCAAGAAGAACUCGAGAGACAAGAGUGACUCGUCCUGUCCCUCUCAGUGCUACAGCGACACGGGGACCCUCGAGAAGCAUAGCUUUGCCACCAGUACUUUCACCCAGUUCUGCAUCCUCUUCAAAAGAACCUUCAUCACAAUCUGCAGGGACACGGUGCUGACUCACCUCCGAGUGAUGUCCCAUCUGUGCAUCGGAGUGCUGAUCGGUCUGCUCUAUCUGAAAAUUGGAAACGACGCCAGUAAAGUCUUCAACAACACGGGUUUUCUCUUCUUCUCCAUCCUCUUUCUCAUGUUUGCCGCCCUCAUGCCCACCGUUCUAACCUUUCCUCUGGAGAUGUCCGUCUUUGUAAGGGAACACCUCAACUACUGGUACAGCCUGAAGGCCUACUAUUUGGCCAAAACCAUGGCGGACGUACCGUUCCAGGUGAUUUGUCCGAUCAUGUACUGCAGUAUCGUGUACUGGAUGACGGAACAGCCUGCGGAGGCUGGGCGCUACCUGCUCUUCGUGGCCUUGUGCACAUCCACGGCUCUGGUAGCGCAGUCGCUGGGGCUGCUCAUUGGCGCUGCGUCCACGUCUCUGCAGGUCGCAACAUUCGUCGGUCCGGUCACAGCCAUACCUGUGCUCCUGUUCUCUGGCUUCUUUGUCAAUUUUGACACCAUUCCCAAAUACCUGCAGUGGAGCUCCUACUUAUCCUACGUCAGGUAUGGCUUUGAGGGCGUGAUCCUCUCCAUCUACGGGAUGAACCGCACUGACCUCGAAUGUCCAGGCCUCGUGUGUAAAUUCCAAAAGCCGGAGGAGGUCCUGCAGCUUCUUGACGUGGAGGAUGCGAAGCUCUACGUAGACUUCAUGGUGUUGGGGGUUUUCUUCUUGGUUCUCAGACUGGCCACUUACUUAGUCCUUCGCUACAAAUUCAAGUCUGAGCGUUGAUCAACUCCUCGGUUCAACUUGACCCUUGAAACCGCUUGAUAUUCAUGAACGUUUCCUGCGUCGCUUCCCCUCAUAAGUUGCCCCCACCAUUUGUCUCCCCCUCCAGGCUGCUUGGAUUCCUUCUACAGUUGUCAUCACAGUCCGCAACAUUGCUCAUCUUUCACUAUGCGUAUGAACCAUGACAAAAGCUACAGAAAGCAUGUUUAAUUGAACUAAGGAUCCGGAAUGACCCCUUGACCCCUUGACCCCUUGACCUUGGAAUGCGCUUGUAUGCUUAUUUCCAAGGAAAGUGGCCCACAAAGUACUUUUUGCCUCCCAAUGGCGAGAGAGUAAUCUUCCACUCUCAGGAAAUCCAGUGAUUGGCGUUUGAAUUGAAACGCUGGACCAUAUUUCCAGAAGAAUACAUUCCUGUUGUGACCGGGGGGGGGGGGAAAGGAGAAAGUUCAAGUGCCAGACCUUUUAUCGGCUUCCCACUUUCCUUGAAUCCCGCGUAUCCUUUGUGGGGACACAAUCUCGACCAUACCAACUGCCACAGAAUGCCUGCCCCCCCCCCCCGCCCCCCCCCCUGCCCCCCGCCCACCGUGACCGAUCCUCUUGGUGGGCCUUAUGGCGCACCGUGAACAUGAAUGAUUGAAUGAAUCAGGACGAUGGACGUGUAAAGAUGUCAUUAGCGUGUCUAACUCAUUUGCCGGCGGGACAAUAACUCUUUGUUUGUUGGGCGGGGGGGGGAGACAACCUUGAAGGAAAAACAGACGUGACUGCUGCUUUUAGCCUGAUGCAGAAGGCUAAAUGAACUGGCUGCACUUAAGAAAAGUGCAGGAGCUCAGGUGGGGAUAGUUGAGGAGAGGAAAAAAAAAAGGAGAGAUGCUUGUCUAGUCGCUGUUACUCUUCUGAAGCAAUUCGUCCAAGUACUUGGAUGAUUCUUCGACCUGCCCGCCUCCACUCCCACCCGUGAGCUGUGAUGGAAUUAUCUUUUCUUCUCUCCAUCACUCGGCAUUGCUGAUGUCUGACUGAGGCCCGUUUUCCAAAACAACGCUCGAUACUUGAAAUGCCGGCUGGGCUGAUCGUGUGCCUCUGAACAAGAACGAAACACGCUUUGUCCGCUUCCGUGCUGGAUGUUUGCGCGCACACAAUUCAUAUCGCCAUACAUGCUGGUCUGUCUGUCUCUCUUUCAACACACACACACACACACACACACAUGCACGCACGCACGCAUCCUUGUUUCAGGGCAGUGCAACUAUUUUCCUGUAGACUUGCUAUGAAAUAUUUCUUAUUCAAUCGAUGCUACUUAGUAAUCCUAAUUAUAAUGUAUAAAAAUAAUGUAGGCAUAUAAUCAACGAUUGUACAGUGGAUAUGUUAUGCUGUGAAAGAAAGAAAAACAACAAGUACAAUGCACUUUUCAAUUUGUUUUAGAACCUUAUUUAUUUGUACGAUAUUUGUCUUUUUUUUUAUAGCUUCGCGUUUGACGAAACGUAUGCUUUGACUAAAUGUAUGCCUCUUAUCAUGUUCACGCAGCUGGUACAACCUAAGAAAAAAGCCAACAAGUAUUGCUUCUUGGAAUGAGAAGCUAACGAGUGAAAAAAAAAUCACUCUGUUAGAUUUCCGUAAAAUGCAAUCGAUGAACGGAGGCACGGAUACUGUACGUGAAAAUAACAAUUGCAGUAUUGUUUAUGAUUCCAUCAAAAUUGUAAUGACAUGAAUGCGUUUGAUUUUCAGGUGAAAAGUGUACGUUUAAAAGCUAGGAAAAGAACUGUAACUCGCUUUUUGGAACUUUGGUUCAAAAGAACACCGUAGCAGGGGGCCCCGAGUCGUGUUAUUAAUAGCAAUAGAAAACAUCAUGACCUUUUAUUGUCCAACGUCCUCACCCAACUGUCAUCUCGUGUACGUUUUGUAACGGAAACCUGAUUGAUGCACUUUAAUUUGUUGCCAACAGCAUUGUGCAAUAGUAACUCAGAUGACACACCUCAUCAAGGAAAAUGCAUUUUGUUUUGUGUUGUGGCCACUCAGUAAAAAAGCAUUUUGAAUGUGCAUGUUCAAGGAAGCUUUAGAGGGGUAAAAGCAAAAAUAAUGCAACUCCAAUAUAACGCCGAUGCUACUUUAAAUGCCACAGGGAGGGUACUGCCUUUGAU